Molecule: messenger RNA, 1137 nt
Organism: Ornithodoros turicata
Lineage: Eukaryota; Metazoa; Arthropoda; Arachnida; Ixodida; Argasidae
Exons: 3
Coding region: 13-1137 (374 amino acids)
Molecular function (GO): zinc ion binding
Source: RefSeq, a predicted model, not a curated record
UUGGUUCAGUGCAUGCGGUGUCGCUUUGAAUGUGCAAUGAUCUGCGAGGAUUGGGUCCCUUUUCCCUUCAAUAGUCUAGGAUGGCGACAGGACCUUUCACGCUGCAAAAAAGUCACCGAGGACGAAAUUUGGCGAUAUUUAGGUCGCACCUCGUGUUCUCUUCGGCAAGCACAUCGCGGCUGGGCAUUCAAAGAAGAAGGUUUCGUCCGCAACGUGAUGCUGAAUGAAGAGACUGAGAACUCUGGUAUUGGGCUACUAAGGGCUACCUGUACGCCGUCGAUGAGAAAAGGCUUCUACACUGUAUCUGCAUGGUACAAGAAGGAGGAUGGACGAAUCGGUGGGGCUCACUGCCAGUGCGUAGCAGGGCUCAGCGAAACUUGCCAUCACGUGGCUGCUGUUCUGUUUUUCGUAGCAGAUGCAGCACAGUCUGGAGUGAGAACAUGCACGGAUCUCCCGUGCGCUUGGAUUGUGCCCUCACAAGGGAAGAAAGUCCCUUCUCCAAGACCACUGCAGGAAAUACAUUUCCAAAAACACUUGGUACACAAGCCAGCAAGGGAAUGCAGGAGGCGUAUUUACAACCCAUGUGAAGAACAGCGGGAUAACGAAACUGAUGCAUACAAAGACCUGCUUGAAGACAUGGGAGACCACCACCCGUCUAUGCUGUGGUUUCGGCAUGCCGCCCCAAACAAGGAUGCCGUUGUACCCAAGAAGCCAUCUCUGCCCAUCAGUGACGAUGCCAACCUCAGCACGGAAGGUGCUGUACUGAUCAGCAAGGAGUUUCAACGGUUCCUGAGGCCAUUGACAGACGAGGAGAGGAAUCGGAUCACACUGCAAACCAUGAAUCAGUCCGAAAACAAGGAGUGGCACAAGGAGAGAAUCGGACGCCUGACAUCUUCACUGUUCAAACGAAUUGUCAAGUGCCGCACCCCCGAUGGACUAUUGAAGCAGCUGCUGUACCCCAAGGACUCUGCUUAUUCAGAGGCAAUUGCCUAUGGGAGAAGGAAUGAGUCUGUCGCUGUUCGUGCUUAUUGUGAACUUAUGGCUGCUCAAGACCGCAAUGUUUCUGUCCACAGCACUGGUCUGCAUGUUCACUCACUGUACCCUUUCAUAGCAGCCUCACCUGACCGUACACUCUAA